Messenger RNA from Belonocnema kinseyi, 5650 nucleotides. RefSeq names its product serine/threonine-protein phosphatase 6 regulatory ankyrin repeat subunit A-like. Gene Ontology annotation, molecular function: protein binding. Lineage: Eukaryota; Metazoa; Arthropoda; Insecta; Hymenoptera; Cynipidae. The record is from RefSeq and is a predicted model, not a curated record. The transcript is spliced from 8 exons.
CCUGCGAAUGAAUUGGAUACCAUGACGCAGUUGACAACGAGCUUCUACAAAUAAAAGAAAGGGUUUAAAUGUUGCUGGCUUGAACAGAACAUUAUUCACUCCAAGGAGAAAGAAAAUCUAUCAUUCGAGUACCACUACUUUCAAUUCAGUUUAAAAAUUGUUCUGGACAUCAAGUGUCUCUUCAUGAACCGAAACUUUAGAUUUGUUGGUGGCUCAAAGAACCCCGGAGGAUGAAGAGACUUUACAAAAACAAACGAACAUCAAAAAUCGUCCAGCCAUGAAUGUAACUACAACGAUACUACUUAUUACAGUCAUCUUUUCCUUGCUGUUCAUAGUGGCCAACUUAAACUCACACAUUCUCUGCUUAAAGAAGAUUCUAUUGAAGACGAAGUAUAUGGAAAGAAACUUAUACAGAUUGCAGAGGCAAGGAGCGACGAACAGUCAAUCUGCCUGCUUUGUAAAAGGAAUGCUGAAAUUGACAAAGGAGAUAAGGAUGGCAAAUACCCCUUUGCAUCUGGCAAUUAAAGGGUAUCAUAUAAACGUAGUCCAGUUAUUACUAAAUGAAGCUACUGCAAAUUUAAAAAAUUUAGAGAAAGCAACACCUCUGCAUGUUGCUACGAAAAUGGACAAAUUGCUCUUUGUUGAUCUUCUCUUAAAAAGUGGUUCUAAAGUCGGUGAAUAGGAUGAAGAUGGUAAAACUCCAUUCCAUAUUGCAGCCGGAAACCCGAAUCCAAACAUCGAAAUAAUUAUGAGUCUCUUGACUCAUGGUGCUUCAUUACAUGCAUCAUGCGAAUAGGGUUACACUCCACUACAUUAUGUUACAAAUUCAGGAAGUGUGCAAAUCACCAAAGUUCGGAUCGAACGAGGAAUGCUGAUUACUUUGGAAGACACCCAUAAUAUAUCUCCAUUUUCUUUGGCCAUCAAGAAAAACAAAACCGAAAUGGUCAAGUUUCUUUCGAAACAAAAAACCGAUGUUAACUCUGUCAUCCCAGGCCAAAUGACGCCCCUGCACUUUGCUGCCGAAACGGGCAAUGAGGAAAUUGUGAAAUUUUUAGUGACGGUAGAAGACCCGGAUAACAUCAAUUCCAGGGGUGAAAAAUUAAGAACGCCUCUCCAUUUAUCUGUGGUAAAUGGGCAUACACAAGUUUCGAAAUAUUUAAUUCAAUGCGGAACUGAAAUUAAUCCACGCACAUCAGAAGGCGAUACACCACUUCAUCUUUCCGCUGCUGCUUGAAAUUUGGAAAUUGUCAAUGAGCUUUUGCAGCGAGGUGCAAAAAUUGAUUCUUUUAAUAUUGCAGGAAUUACACCAAUCGCUCUAGCUACAAAAGCCAGAAGCAAAGAGGUUGUAAAGUUGCUUCUAAGUAAGGGAGUUCGUGCUACACAUUGCCAAAGACCACAUGAAUACUUGCAAGGCUUUGCACGUGGUCAUAUAAUACAGCAUGAUAUGGAUGUGGUUCCAGCUUUUCAUGUUGCAGCCGAAACUGGGGAUGAAGAAGUUGUCAAGAUGUUUUUAGAGAGUGGAGUUGAAGUUGAUUUCAAGAGUAAAAAUAAUAAAACAACUCUUCACAUUGCAGCAACGUGUGGUCACACAACAUUGGUGGAAGAACUUAUUAAAGCAGGUGCUGAUAUUAAUUCAAGGACAAAGUUUAUGGAAACACCACUUCAUCUUGCAGCAGCUGCAGGAAGAGUAUCGACUGUCAAAUAUCUUUUAAAUGCUGAUGCUAAAAUUCGGCCUACGGAUGAAGGAUAUACACCACUGCAUUAUGCUUUGAACCGGGAGAGACAUGAUGCUGUUACAAAUCCAAACAAAACUCUAAUUUUAAGAGGAAAGAGUAGAUUUUUCAAAAAUAUUGUUGUAUCUUUAAAAGAUGUGUCAGUUACUCCAUCCUCUUUUGAGAAGUUUCUUCAAAUCACAGAAUUGCUGUUAAUAAAAAAAGAUUCUCUGAGAGGCGAAGUAUCUGCAAAGACACUAAUACGCAUUGCAGCUGCAAGGGGCCACGAACAGAUAAUAUACCUGCUUUGUAAAAGGAAUGCUGAAAUCGACAAAGGAGAUAAGGAUGGUAACACUCCUUUGCAUCUGGAAAUUAAAGGAAAUCACAUUGAUAUCAGCGCAACACCACUUGAUCUUGCUACAAAAAUGGGCAACUUGCUCUUUGUCGACUUUCUCUUAAAACUCAGUGCUAAAGUCGAUGAAAACGAUAAAGAAAGUGAAACUCCACUGCAUAUUUCAGCCGAAAACCCGAAUUCAAAUAUCAAAAUAAUGAUGAAUCUCUUGACUCAUGGUGCUUCAGUGCAUGCAUCAUGCAAAAAGGGCUCCACUCCACUACAUUAUGUUACAACUUCAGGAAGUGUGAAGAUCACCGAACUUCUUCUGAUGGACCCCGGAGGUUCGAUUACUUUAAAAGACAUCCAUGGCCAAAUGACGCCACUGCACUUUGCUGCUGAAGCUGGCAAUAAGGGAAUUCUCAAGUUGCUAGUAGCGGAAGGAGAUGAUGCUGAAAAUCAGUUCACAACGAUUGACACCACUCACUCAAGCCACAAAAGCCAGAAAGGAAGAGGUUGUAAGGAUGUUAUCAAGGACGUCCUGAAGGCAACCUACGAACGUCCUCACAAUAUUAUAAAGGAUCACGAACAUUAUUCACUCCAAGGUGGAAGAAAAUCUAUCAAGGGUCUCAUCAUGAACCGGAACUUUAGAUUUGCUGGUGGUUCAAGGAACUCUGGAGGAUUUAGAGACUUUACAAGACCAAAUAAACAUCAAAAAUGGUCAAGCCAUGAAUGUAACUACAACGAUACUACUUAUUACAGUCACCUUUUUCUUGCUGUUCAUAAUGGCCACCUUAAACUCACACAUUCUCUGCUUAAAGAAGAUUCUAUUGAAGGCGAAGUAUCUGGAAAGAAACUAAUACACAUUGCAGCUGCAAGAGGCCACGAACAAAUAAUCUGCCUGCUUCGUAAAAGGAAUGCUGAAAUCGACAAAGGAGAUAAAGAUGGCAAUACCCCUUUGCAUCUGGCAAUUAAAGGGAAUCAUAUAGACGUCGUCCAGUUAUUACUAAAUGAAGCGACUGCGAAUCUAAAAAAUUUAAAGAAAGCAACACCUCUUCAUGUUGCUACGAAAAUUGGCAACUUGCUCUUUGUUGAUCUUCUCUUAAAAAGUGGUUCUAAAGUCGAUGAAAAGGAUGAAGAUGGUAAAACUCCACUCCAUAUUGCAGCCGGAAACCCGAAUCCAAACAUCGAAAUAAUAAUGAGUCUCUUGACUCAUGGUGCUUCAGUACAUGCAUCAUGCGAAAAGGGUUACACUCCACUACAUUAUGUUACAAAUUCAGGAAGUGUGCAAAUCACCAAAGUUCUGAUCGAACGAGGAGCGCUGGUUACUUUGGAAGACACCCAUGAUAUAUCUCCAUUUUCUUUGGCCAUCAAGAAGAACAAAACCGGAAUGAUCAAGUUUCUUUCGAAACAAAAAAUCGAUCUUAACUCUGUCAUCCCAGGCCAAAUGACGCCCCUGCACUUUGCCGCAGAAACUGGAAAUGAGGAAAUUGUGAAAUUGUUAGUGACGGUAGAAGACCCGGAUAACAUCAAUUCCAGAGAUGAAAAAUUGAGAACGCCUCUCCAUUUAUCUGUGGUUAAUGGGCAUGCACAAGUUUCGAAAUAUUUAAUUCAAUGUGGAGCCGAAAUUGAUCCAUGUACAUCUGAAGGUGAUACACCACUUCAUCUUUCCGCUGCUGCUGGAAAUUUGGAAAUUGUCAAUGAGCUUUUGCAGCGAGGUGCAAAAAUUGAUUCUUUUAAUAUUGCAGGAUUUACACCACUCGCUCUAGCUACGAAAGCCAGAAGCAAAGAGGUUGUAAAGUUGCUUCUAAAUAAGGGAGCCAGUGCUACACAUUGCCAAAGACCACAUGAACACUUGCAAGGUUUUUCACGUGGACAUAUAGUACAGCAUGAUAUGGAUGUGGUUCCAGCUUUCCAUGUUGCGGCCAAAACUGGAGAUGAAGAAAUUGUCAAGAUAUUUUUACAGAAUGGAGUUGAAGUUGAUUUCAAGAGUAAAAAUAAUAAAACAGCUCUUCACUUUGCAGCAACUUGUGGUCACAGAAUAUUGGUGGAAGAACUCAUUAAAGCAGGUGCUGAUAUUAAUUCAAGGACAAAGUUUAUGGAAACACCACUGCAUCUUGCAGCAGCUUCAGGAAGAGUAUCGACUGUCAAAUAUCUCUUAAAUGCUGGUGCUAAAAUUCUGCCUACGGAUAAAGGAUAUACACCACUGCAUUAUGCUUUGGACCGGGAGAGACAUGAUGCUGUUACAAAUCCAAACAAAACUCUAAUUUCAAGAAGAAUGAGUACAUCUUUCGUUAUAAAUGUGGAUUCUUCAAAAGAUGUAUCAGUUACUCCAUCCUCUUUUGAGAAGUUUCUUCGAAUCACAGAAAUGCUGUUAAUAAAAGGUGCUUCCCCAAUGUCUAGCAAUUAUGAGGGACAUUCUGCAUUUGAUUAUGCAUUUAAAAUAAAAGUAUCGAAAGAUGAACAGUCAGAAUGUUCUUGUAGCUCUCUCGGAGAAGUUACUGCAUCAAAGAGAAUAACAGAUAAUAAUGAAUUUCGUCCUGAAAUUGUUAAAUGUCUCCUUAACUAUACAGAAAAAGUUAGUUUCCUCGAGAAUCCAUUCAAAUUUUCGCUGCGUACCGUAGUCGACUUAAAGUGUUUAUCGUUAAUAGAUAUUCUACUGGAAUACUGUCAUUAUAAUUUGACUAAGUACAUAGAUGCUCUUAAAGUAGCUCUGAUGAAUGGUGACUUGAACAUUAUCUUAGCUAUAGCAGAAAAAAUUCCUGAUACUGAAACCAUCGUGAAUGUAUGCAACUCCAAUACUGCUCGCACACGCCUCCGUAACCUUCAAUUAGCUCUCCCAUCAUUCAGGAGAUCACAUAAAGAAGACUGUUUGAAAUUAUUGAUUGCGAUUCUAGUUAAAAUGAGAUCUACCUCCAAACUCGCCAAUUUCGUUGAAUCAGAAGAAUUUAAAUUCCUUGAAGCUGCAGAGCUGAAUAAAUGGUACACACAAUGCGAAUUAGAAGUGAUGAACAUGCAGGAAAAGAAAAUUCAUCCACAAUUUGAUAUAACUUUCUACGACAUUUUAACGAAACCUGUAAGUAAACUGGCUAGCUUUGUCAGAAACAAAAAUUUGAUGCAAAUCCUGGAUUCUGGUUGUUUUAAAGAAUUUCCGGCGUAUAUCAUAUGCCUGGAAAGAAGUAUUGAAAAAGGAAAAGCCAGAAAAGAACUAAUAGAAUUGAGCAGUGAAUGCUUCUUAAAUUUGAUUGGAGAGCAUUGCAAGAUUCAAUUACCGAGUCUCAUUGUCGAUAAAAUAUUCGAGUAUCUUUCUGUAACGGAUUUGCGUAAACUAUCCGCAACGAUACACAAAAAACCCUGUUCCUACGAAGGAUCCUUAUAUGGCUUCCGUGCUUCUGUAAAAAGGAAAUAAAUAUUGUAACGUUGCCCCUCUUAAUAAAAUUUUUAUAUAAUGACUUGCUUUAUAAAAAAUUAACUUGCACUAUAUUCUAGUUUUGUCGUGCAGUUUAAAUGUUAACUUUCGAGCAAUCGAAAAUAUGUCUUUAAUUGAUGCGUUAUGAUGUAUGGAAAAUUUAAUUUUUGGCAUAACAAUAAAAACAAAUAAGUAUUG